Molecule: messenger RNA, 1065 nt
Organism: Echinostoma caproni
Lineage: Eukaryota; Metazoa; Platyhelminthes; Trematoda; Plagiorchiida; Echinostomatidae
Source: the annotation of a GenBank genome assembly
AUGUGUCUCGCGCUGGGUGGCAAUUCGGCUCCGGCACAUCAACAACAACAACCCAACUCCAAUCCUGGUCCAGGUGGAACGGAUGGGACUAUGAUUAAUCUGAACGCUGCCUACAGUCCCGACGAUUCACGCAACCCGUUGCACUUUGCUGCCAUUCUCGGGGAUUUGGCCUCGCUGCAGUUGUUAAUUUGGCACGGAGCAGAUGUCAAUGCAACAGACAGUUAUGGCCUAACCGCUUGGUCAUAUGCCCAUGUCUGUCACCAGACACCAUGUACACGUCUUUUACAAAUGAACGGUUGUCACACAGUUUCCCCACUCGGUGUGCCGGCUGAUUGGCUUCAGCUCAUGCGCAUGCCGUUCCCGCUGACCUCCCAGUCCAAUUCGAUCACUGGAAAUCUGACCGGGGAGAUCUCCGCCGGGCCCGAUCGACUCGGUUUUCAUUCGUCCGACUCCGGUUCGCCUUCUUGUUCUUCAUCCUCGUCAUCCGCGGUCGCCAGUGAAUCUGAUGCGGAUGAUGCCGCCCAGCCUGAUGAGAACGCGAUUAUUCGGCACCCGCCACAGAAGAAUUACAUAAUACGCAACCACAGCAAACCGAAAGCAGCCAAUCUGCGCUUCAGCCAUCGUCAUCCACCACUGCAAAGUCUGUCAGUAUCGCAACCGUACAGCUGGAAGUCGGACACAGUCAUCAAUCAGAUACUACUCAAACGUACAGCUCCCCAAGAAGAAAUUCAACUCAAACCUCACGCAAACAAACUUCAGAACGUCGGAAGUAAUGCAUUUGUACAAAUUACUGGUGCAAUUCAGGAACGCACAAAUCAGUUGUUAAACGAGGCAAUCAGAUGUCGUGCCCUUAGCAAUCAUACGUCAAAGCAACUGAGUGAACGCUUGAAAAUGGCCCAAUCUGAGGCAUCUCGAUUCACUAAACGUGUUUCCUCUUUGAGCAGUAAAGUGGAAGAACGAUCCCAGGUGAAUAAACGGUUCCGGGCCAAAGUGAAGGCAUUACUUGCGGUCAUGGAGAAAAUUCAAGCAAGUUUGGACUCUCUGAGCCAGGAAACCACGGAUUAA